Ilex paraguariensis (yerba mate) is the source of this 591-nucleotide messenger RNA. NCBI's taxonomy places the organism in Eukaryota, Viridiplantae, Streptophyta, Magnoliopsida, Aquifoliales, Aquifoliaceae. The record is from the annotation of a GenBank genome assembly.
AUGCUGUUUUAUGGUUUUAUGAAGCUGGUUGCACCUGGGAUUCAUGGCUGCAUUUAUGCCUCUCUUGUGUUUCUUGUCUGCUGGACUUUGGCAUUCAUUAUUGCUGCUGCUACAGCUGACUUUCCAGCUGGACUUUCAGCUGGCCUUCUUCCAGCUGGAUUUUUAGCUGGCUUUCAGCUGGUCUUAUCGCUUUUUAUGCCUUUCAGCUGGUCCAGCUUGGGGGUCUUGUCAAUCAAGGUUUUAUUAUGCUGCUGUGGCUUUGAUGGGCUGUUUUUUCUCAUGGCCCUUUUUCUGCUCGCUGCUGGGGCUUCUGGUUCUUGUUCGACGCUGCACUGGUUUAAAGGUGCUCUUUGGUUCUGCUCAACUGAUUUUCAGCUGGACUUCCAGCUGGGCUUUCAGCAGCCUUUGGCUUACUUGAAGAAAGUUUCCUUCUUGAUAAACUCUUAUACUUUCAAUGGAUUUUCAAUUGGUGGUGAGUUUCGACUUUGUAUUGCUUUGGUGUACUUCUCCGCAUUUUUUGGCAUCACUCUCAUAACCCAGUUACUGUAUGAGUUCAAAAGAGCAUCAGCAAAUCAUUUUAUAGAAGAAUAA